UGAGAACACUGCCAGCAGGCGCUCGGGACAUGUACGUGGAAAGACCUAUAUUUGUUCCGUAACGUUAUACGACCACGACGUCAUCGCCACGUCUCUUCGCAGAUGCCUGUUGCUUUCGCUCGCACAGAAAUAAGUAGUGCUGUGGGUCGGCAGUGGAUUCUGAUACGGAAGUAGCGUCUGUGCUACGUUUUCGUGUCUGUGUGUGUGUAAGCCACCGUGUGAUACGUUUGAGGACUCGCACAUGUAUCACCGGCGAUUCGUGAGAAAGGCGCCCGCAGAAACCCGCUGCAGUUGGUUGCUGCGUUGCGCCGCGUUUCUCGCUUGCACGUGGGUCGUUGGCGCACACGUAGACUCGACUUUGCACGGCGCUCCGAAACCGUCCAGCGCAGCGGUGGCUGAGCUGCACCACAGGUGGUCCACUGCGGAAGUGGUCCGGGACCUUGAGCACAUUAAAGAAGACGUGGCAAAAAUAAUUCAGCUUCAGAGUACGGGAGAGCUGUCCACAGAAGAAAUGUACUUUUAUUAUUUUAGGAUGCACGAUUUCGACGACAACAAUUUGCUGGACGGCCACGAGCUGAAAGCCGCGAUGUUGCACACUAUUGCCCACCGCCCUGGUGCUGAGGAGCACUCAGUGCCCGAAGAAUCUAUCGCAGGUUACGUGGACGCCGCGUUGAAGUCGGACGCAAAUCAGGACGGCUUCAUUUCGUACCCGGAAAUAAGAGCGGUCAUGUAGUCAGUCGCGCACGUUGUUCGUGCACACACUGAAGCAUCGUCAUUCACUAGCAACGUCAGUAAAGCACCAUUGAAACUCCCUG
Dermacentor albipictus is the source of this 815-nucleotide messenger RNA. RefSeq names its product multiple coagulation factor deficiency protein 2 homolog. The record is from RefSeq and is a predicted model, not a curated record. Lineage: Eukaryota; Metazoa; Arthropoda; Arachnida; Ixodida; Ixodidae. Gene Ontology annotation, molecular function: calcium ion binding.